CGAGCCACGAAAGCUAAAUAUAAAUUGAGUUUGAUAGCCUCAGCAGUUCGGCAAAUGAUUGGAAAUAGGGAGGGUCGGACGAAGAAUUUCCUCAAAGAUGGACAAAUCACCUUCAUCAUCACUUACGAACCCAAGAUCAGAAAGUACACUCGGAUCUAUGACGUCAUCACCUUCAGUACCCGCGGCAAGUACUUUAUUGCCCCCAAACCCAUCAGAACCUGUCGCAAAAUUUAACUCGAGGAGCCUUUCUGAUGAUAACAGAUUCCAAAAUCCACAUAGCACAAUACAAGGAGACGGUCAAUGCAGCUAUUCUUCUCAGAAUUUAUAUGAUGCGAAUGACGAAUCAAUCAUUGAUGUGGAGUCUCUAAUUAAUACUGUCCUACCUUUAUUCCCGAUAUCGUCUCCGGAUCCAUCCGACAAUUUUGCAGUACCUUCACCAAACAUUUCAAACAACAAAGGCAUGGCAAGCGACAGAAGCAUCAAUACUACUGUAUCAUCUCUUCAGAAAAGAAACCUUCCAUACUUAGAAUUAGGCUGUGAUACUUUACCCGCUACCACAGGUCUUGAAAGCAUACAAACCUACGAUAUCAACAAAAAUUACCCUUUGGUUCAUGAAAAAAAUUUUCUGGGACCAGAUAUAGAAUGCAAACAGCCCAGCGACAACAAAGAGGAGAACAACAAUGAAGAAAGCAAGGAAGAUCGCGAGAAAAGGGAAACAUUGCUAAAACACGUCAAUCCAGAGAUCCGCGCCCUUCUCGACUAUAACUACUGCUGUAGAAGUGACGAGGAGAAUCUUGCGUGUUUCGUCUGCUGUGAGGCGUUUAAUGAACGUGUUCACUUGAAAAACCACAUUGUGAACCUUCACUUACGUCACAUUCCUAUCAGUCAGUUCGCUUUGUGUCCCUACUGUGCGUUUGCCUGUAAGUCUCGGUAUCAGUUUGUAGAGCAUGUCCUGAAAUCCAGGAGUGCAUGUAGGUCAUUAAUGAUGAGAAAUAAAAGUAAACGAGCCCCGAAGCAAAGAAUGAGGACCAGUAAGCAAAGUAAAUGCGAUUGAUUGAAAACGCAGAAUUACGGAAAGGGAAAAUAUCUCGAAAUUUUGAUUGCAUACAGUAACUGUUAUUACGCUUUGAGUUGUUGAUACUUUAAUUAUAAAAGCCUUGUUUAUAGUUUUAAUUAUAUUGUCAGACUUUGAAUUUUGUGAGAAAUAGAUUUCAUUUGGAAUAAUAAUAUCAAAGAGCAA
Messenger RNA from Saccostrea echinata, 1240 nucleotides. RefSeq lists its product as uncharacterized. The coding region runs from base 98 to 1054 and encodes 318 amino acids. The transcript is spliced from 2 exons. The record is from RefSeq and is a predicted model, not a curated record. NCBI's taxonomy places the organism in Eukaryota, Metazoa, Mollusca, Bivalvia, Ostreida, Ostreidae.